Colletotrichum lupini is the source of this 327-nucleotide messenger RNA. RefSeq lists its product as uncharacterized. The record is from RefSeq and is a predicted model, not a curated record. The coding region runs from base 1 to 327 and encodes 108 amino acids. NCBI's taxonomy places the organism in Eukaryota, Fungi, Ascomycota, Sordariomycetes, Glomerellales, Glomerellaceae. The transcript has a single exon.
AUGUACAGCCAAUUAUCCGUAUUCGACAAAGGCUGGGGUCCAGCUCUCCAGACUUUUCUCCUUCCUUUUUCUUCCGUCGUCCUCGCGAUCACGAGCUGGACGGACAGGUCGUCAUCUCUGGAAAGCAGUCGGCGCCGACAGUGUCUGCCGCGAUGGAUUGUGGCAGCUGGACAAGUCCACAGCGGGACUGAGGAUCCUCGACGGACAUUGAAGCUUCACGUUUCGCAGGGGCGGUGUCUUUGUAGACUAUUUCCUAUUCGUACGGAUACCUUACUACUGCGUACGUAUAGUAGAUACCGAAUAGCGAUGAACUGGGCCUCGAUGUAA